AUGCGACAAUACCGUGGUAGAAGCCAGACCCCAAUGCCUGUCGACCCUGAACUGCAGGAUCUAGAUUUUCUGGAGAUGCUCCAAGAGGAAUUCCCAACAAGCCCCGGCGAGAUGAAUCCAAGCACAGACGUAGUGGGAGAGGAUUAUGGAGAGGAAGAGGAACAUGGAGAGUGGGAGAGCGAAAAUGAGGGUGAUGAUGAAGAUGAUGAUGAAGGUGGAGAUGUGGGCGAGUGGGAUCAAAGUGAACUGGAAGAGGAAGAGACUCAAGCCGAACAGGCUGAAAGCAGCUCAGUAGACCAGUUGAUGGUCGACGUUUCACCGCGAUACGAUACCUUUAGCGAGCCAUUUACUCGAUCUGCACAGGAGGAUGGUCGGAACCAAAACACACCCACGUCUGGCAACCCGAAGACAAGAUCUAUGGCAUCUUGGUUCAGUCCGCAGGAGACCGAAGCCUCGCAGCCUCCACACACAUUUGGACGAUUCUCAAGUUGGACCGACUACGUAACCUUGCCUGUCUCCCAGAUGCUAACCAAGGAAAACAACAAGCGGUUGAAGUUGCUAAAAGACUUCAACGCGGACCUAGCUGAAAUCGAAAUUGGAGCAUGUGGAAUGAUUAAAUGGACUAGCAUUCGAACGAUUCUUUGGGACCUGCCCACCCUUCGAUGCCCUCUCCGAUCAGAUCAUCAUCUGGAGCACAGAAGCGACGCCUUGUGCCAGCCUUUGACAGGGCUGAGACUGAUUAUCUAA
Messenger RNA from Colletotrichum truncatum, 747 nucleotides. RefSeq lists its product as uncharacterized. The record is from RefSeq and is a predicted model, not a curated record. NCBI's taxonomy places the organism in Eukaryota, Fungi, Ascomycota, Sordariomycetes, Glomerellales, Glomerellaceae.